GCUCAAUUUCCUUUCUGACGUGAUGCGAUGAAUGCGGUGGAAGACAAUUUGUGAGUUUCUGGGCAGAAAAUAUCGUUAUUUUUCGUUUUCAUACAAAGACUUAAGUUUUACUUGAGUUUUAAGAAAGAUGAUAUCAAGUUGGAAUGCAAAGGAACUUGCAGCUGCGGCUAAUUGGUCAGUAAAUUGUGGAAAAUUUUUAGGAAACUGUAAUGCUCUAGGUCUUGGAAUUUUGCCAAACAUGGUUGUUUUCAUACCGGAAACAUUACCUACUGUUUUCCUUUGUGGCGUAGGUUUCUUAACUUCUAUCGAUUUUUCAGCGUUUAUAAAAGCUGACGGAUUUAGGCACGCCGUUAAAUGUAGGUUGUCUUGGGUCAGUUAGUGGUUUUUUGUGUGUCUAUUCUGUCGGACGGUUCAUCGUCAAUAUCUUCUGCGACGAAAACUAGACUGUUGACGCUUUCUCGUCAUGGAAAUAGUUCACAUUUUUGCCCAAAUUGUGAAUGACGAAUUCCCAAGCAUAUUUUAAACGUUGGUUGAAUGUGUGUGAGUUUGAAAAAUUUCCCAGAAGUUACAUUCUCAGAUACCAGAUCCCUAACCACGGAAAAAGAUCUCCUGAUGCCUCUAACAUGUGUUGAAAUUAAAUUUAGAGCAACUACAGAAUACAGGGCCAUAUUUAUAAACAGACGUGGCUCAGUGAUCCGCUAGUAAAGGUAUAUUUAGUGGCUUGGUGGUUUGUCAUUUGGAAAGGACAGAAAGUGACACUUCUGGUCCUAGAUGUUGAAAAGAUGGGAUAAAUCAUUAUCUGGUGGAUUAGUAAGAAACCCAGGUUAAUUUAUCCAACAUUUAUUAAAGCAUUUUUACAGCCUGUGUGGCAAUCAUAAUUUAACCCCAGUUAAUAAUGUCUGCGAAUCAGCCCCGGGGUCAAAAUGAUAAAACUCUUACAAGUGUGGCCCUUGUUUUAGUCUAAAAACAGCAGCUACACUUGUGAAUUACACCUGUAAAAGUUUUAUUGUAUUGACCCCUGAUGUCUUUGUUCUGGGCUACCAUUGGACUCAGUGAAUUACCAGGGAUGCAUUUUGAAUUUUCGUUCAGCCUUAUCAGCAAGUCAACAAUGGCAUCUUAACAGAGCCAAUCAUGCCACAAACACAGAUCCUGAGUACAUAGUUAAGGACCCAGAGCAAGAAAUUUGGGUUAAUCAAAAAUCUGGCACCUGAUUUGGCAUGUUAUGGCCAGAUUUUGGUUGUCAAAUGACUCUUUUUUUAAAACUAUGUAUAAAGGUUGUGUUAUGCUCAAAAGUCAAUUUUCUCAGAAAACUUGGUACUUUUCUGAAAACCCAUUUGAGUGUUGCAGAAAAACAAGUCAAUGUUAGUUGAGCAGUUUUCUGGAUGCUCUAAUGAGCUAAAACUUAUCAAAAAGCCAUUGACAGGUUGUAAACUUAUCCAGAUGUAAAAUAUUAAUUUCCAAAGUCUGGGCUUGAGCAGAAAGCAAAAUUUUCAAAGUAGGUUUUAUCAAGAUAGUUUUUGGGUUUAAAAGUGACACAGCAGUUUUGACUUUUUCUUUCCUCACCCCUUCUUUUGCUUUUCUUUCCUCAGUGUUUUUCUUUUGCUGGGCAAUUAGUAGACUACAUUUUGAUGGGAAAAGUUUUAGGAAAGCUUUCAGGACCUAAGGAUUAGAAUGAAAGGAAAGGUUCAUGGUUAGCUGAACAAGAUUUUCAUGGGAGUUUUUCAGAGCAAUGUUAUUUUGUUGUUGUUGUUGUUGUUUUUUGCCUUUUUCUCCGGCCUCCGUGAUGGAUCAUGCUCAUUGUGGUGUGGUUUGUAAGAUCUCUUCACCCUGCCCAAGGCUGAUGACACAGUUGUCACAGUUGUGGUUAGGGGUUGUUCAGGGUGAAUGUGUAACUUGCAGACAGUACACUACAAGUUUUUUCCCAUUUUUAACCUGACAUUUCUUAUGGCAGGUCUCGUCAGUAUCAGGCACCCCCUCCUGGUACCAAUGAAAAUAAUGAGAAUUCAAGGGCAGUUGAUGGCCCCAAACAGGGAGAGACUCCAGAGUGGGAGAGAGCACGCCAAGCCUUAGCUAAAGUCAGCUCUCAGAGUCCCACAAAGUCACCUGUAAAGCCUUCAGUAAACACUACUGCCAACACAAAUAAUGCCAUGACUUCAAAUCAGCAGCAAUUUCUGGCAUGUCAGCAGUACUAUCCACAAUACUAUCAACCAUGGAAUGGUUAUAUGCCUUAUGGUUACCCCUAUCCAGGAUACGUGCCAGCAUACACAGUCCCUCCUCCUCAACCCACAGUACCACCCUCUCCAGUAAGUAGAUUUUUCAGACCUAUUUCAAAGUUAUGCUAGGCGCUUAAAUCAGUUCAAAGGGGACAGACGGCAAAUUUUUGUUGUUGGAGUUGUCCAUAAGUCGUAACUGUUCAUCAGUAAGAUGCCUAAAAUGUUUUCAUUUUCAGAAUGGUUUUGGCACCAUUUAAAUGUACAGUACUUAUGUACCAAGUCCAAUUUAUUGUAGAACAUUUAUAUCAAUUUAGUUCUCUGGGAAACUGCACUACCCCAACAUUUUUCCCUAAGUAAGUAAGUGUUAAUGUUGGCUUAGGGGAGGGGUAGGUGGUUCCCCGAAACCUAAAUUGAGCCAAACAUUUUAGGAGGAGCCACCCACAAUGUGAGCACAGCUACGGACAAGUGGUUUCGGUGUAGGUUAGAGACAAGUGAACCAAAAUAUAUACAUCAUAACCUGUGUGAAAGAAAAUUUGUUUACAUGUUGUAGCUAACAUCUGUUCCAAGGUUAAACCAGUAUUUCCUUUUUCUCCUUGAAUAAUUAGAGCUAGCAAGCAAAGGAAAUCCAGAAUGCUGGUUCAUCUUGCGAAUGGAUUUUACCUACAACAUAAUGCUUGAACAGAUGUCUAUCUUGUCUCUUUAUUCCCGUUGUUUUUGAUAAGAGUAAUUGUAUGUGACGGAAUGUAAAAUUUUGGACUUUUUGUCUUCAUUUUGGUAUCGUGGAAUGUUAUUUUCCUUUGGUUUGGGUAUGACAACUUUUUGAAUAACAAGUUUGAGACAGUGGAAUAUAAAAUAAGGAUUAAAUUGAAACAACAACAUCAGGGUUUUCAUUAAGACCAGUAGCGGGGAAAGGUGUAAUGUUACAGGAGAAUAUUUUACAAGAGGCUCCGCGUCUGGAUAAAAAAUGGUCACAGUCUGCUGAACAUUAGCCACAGAAUUCUGCAUAGUAAAUGGAUAAUUCUCCGAUUUCUGAUGCCCAAUGAAUGCUGUACAAGAUUGUUCAGUUCGAAACUUCUCAUCUUACCACAGUACUGUGACAGCAGUACUUCAGUUAUUUUUCAACAGCAGACUGACUCAACAUUAUUGAUUUAUUAGGCCUACAAACCAUCACCACCACAAGUACCUUCAUCAACAGCUAGCCCAUUAAACUCCACUGAGAGCAGCAGUUCCUCUACCAGUGAAAAAAAUAAUCGUGACAACAAUUCUUUCAAUAAUCCCUCACGGGAGAACAGUCUUCAGUCAAGACAACCAUGGCAAGCUAGAAAACAGCACCACUCACCAUUUCCUCAACAACAAGAUAAGGUUAGAUCUUCACUGAAAAUUACUGUGUAAAAUAAUGUUUUAUGUAAGAGCUGAAUGUUGUUACCUUGGAAAUUUGUGUUAAGAAAGUGGCACAUUUUUCCUUAAUCUCUACAUGUUGUAUGGAAAGUCUUGAAGACCAAGAAAACAUGUGGAAACACAAAUUUUAGGAACAUUUUUCUAUUUUGUGGUCAACUCUCUGCAGUUCUGUUGUAAGUUUUAAAGUAAGAGAAACAAUAUUUAUUUUGAAGGCCAGAUGCAAAAUACUAUAUGAUUAAGUUUGCAGACAAGGAGAGUGUUUGAUGCUCCAUUCAUUGCAUGCCAUUAAAUCAGUGUUAGUUAACUAUUUUCUGGUCAAAAGAAAAAUGGUGUUGAUGGUCAUCAGUUUACUGUGAAAUGAAGUUGAAGCGUGACUUGUUGCAUCAAAGAAUAUUAUUUCUUUGACUUGAAGGCCAGAUGGAAAGUACUGUAUAAGUCAGUUUGUAAACAAAAAGAGUUUAUAAUUCUGAAGUCAUUGCAUGUCUUUAUAUUAGUAUAUACAUUUAUCUCUCUUACUUUAUAAGUUUUUAGUUGAAGUUCAAAAAAGAGAUAAAUGUAUUUUUAUGGAUAUAACGAUAUGUGUUUCAGGAAGAUUGUAAUAUUAGAUUAUGCUCAGUUAUUUCAGAAACGUGAGAUAUUUCUGUUUUCCCAUCCAGUGAAAAACAAGAUUUAAAUAAAUUAUUAAUGGUGAUUGCUGCAUAGAUUAUUUCUAGUAUUGCUCAGGGCUGUCAUUAAGGGCUGGAGGCCAGGGAUUUCCUCUGGCUUCCAUGAAUAUAACCUCCAGCUUCUUUCAAAGGAAAAUAUAAUAGAAGAAAGAUAGAAUCCCUAGCUGCUUAUUUCCCUGCCUACUUGUUGUAUUUACCUAGCAACUUGAAGUCUUAGGGACAGCCCUGAUUGCUUAUCUAACUUUAUUUUUUUCUGUCAUUCAGGAGUUCAUCAAUAGGGAUCAGGAAAACAGACGUGACUCUCAGUUGCCCCCACGACCUGCUUUUGUACCGCGUCAACAACGCAAUUCUUACGCUGAUGCUGUCAAACGGAACAAUGAAAACAGCAACACCAGUGGUAAACAAUUUUGGAAACAGUCAAAUCAACAAAAGUGGACUGCGGGCUAGUAAAUUGUUUGAUGUGUUAUGUUUCAUAAAUCUGAGCAGAUGUACCUAUUCAAAUAAUUAUUCAUUAUAAGUUUUAUAGUUUAUCAUGUUGUGAAGCUAACAAAGUCACCAUCUGAACGUAAUGGGUAUCAAUACUUAUAGUAACUUAUGCUUCAGCUUGCCACUAUAUUUACAUUUUCUCCGGUGAGAUUUAGCAGUGUUGCUUUGUGACCGGCAUGUAUGCACAGAAAACUUUUGUGGUUUGAGGUUAACUGGACAACUAACUUGGCUUUCAGUUAACCCUUUGAGCCCCAAUAUCCAGACUCAAAUUCUCUAAACUGAAUGCAAUACAUUUACUUAAAGAAUAAUUCUUUAUUGUUUGAGAGAAUUUGACAAAGGAUUUUUCAAAAUGUCCCUUAAGUGAUCAUUUUAAUAAUUCUCAUUACGUUUCCUUAUGAUUUUGUAUUGUUACUGUUAGCAGAAAAUAAUUGAUCUCGGUCACUUUAAGGGUUUUUAAGGUUAAGUGUCCAACUAUGAAUGUAACAAAAUCAUAUCUCUUAUUGCAGGUGGAAAUGUGAAUAACAAUAAUUUUCCUUCAACAACUGCAAAGAAGUUCAGACCAUCUUUUGAGGGAGAAGGUGGUCAGUCCCAGGAUGGCCGCCGCAGCCCUUCUAGCCAUACAGAGCCUGCUGAACAAACCUAUGCAAACUGGAGGCAACAGCCACAGCAACAGCAGCAGCGGCACCAGUCACCACCACCCCAGAGAAGACCAAGACAAGAAAAACCCACCCAUGAAAAAGAGAACAGGUUGGUGUAGGUUAUUUUGACUCUCAGAAGCCUUUGCUACUUCUACAGAUUUGCUUUAGCAGUUGACAUGGCCAUACAAAUAAGACAAUGAUGGUCUUUACACUAGAGCCUUAAUAAGCUAAGAAGUAUUUCAAGACAAGUAAAGUUUAAUUACUUCAAGUAAAAUAAGGCAUCACACACAACUGAUUCUUUUUACUUCGGGUUAACUUAAGCUGUUUUCCCAUGCAACAUAAUUAAGAUUUAUUGACAUGUUUCGCCUUUCUCAAAGCUCAAGAAACCACAAGUCAGCUAAGUCGGUCAUAGGGAUGGUUUUCAAGUCACUUGAAACUUUCUUGAAUAAUGAGAUGCAAAAUAAAGUUAUUUGAGAUUUUACUUAGGCCUUCACACAAGCAUUUUUGGUUAAGUCUAACUUAGCAGCUCUUAAGUCUUAUGUAACAGCCUGGUGUAAAGACAACCAAUGUUUCAAUUUUUUUCCCUAUUUGUUGUUUUUGAUCUGUACAAACACAGUCUCGGAGAACUUUUUCAGACGAAAAUUGAGGGAAAUUUCAGCGCAUCUAUUGUUCUAGUCCCUGCAAAAUUUCGGAAGCUUGGGGAUGAACCAAAACGAAAGUUCACAGCAUGAACCAAAAUUUUGUUGUGGAAUUUCGAGAAAGCUUCCUGAAAUUUCAGUUUGUGUUAAACAAUAUUUUGUUGCGAAAUUUCUAAAGGUAUGUAAUAUCUUGGAUUGUGUUGUCUAAUAACAGCUUUUUUUCCAGGGAUGAAACCUCUCUCUCAGCACAAGAGUGGCCACCAAGUUUGAGGUGCUUCUUAGUUCAUAUUUGGUCUUCCUUUAACAGUUUAGCAAUACAAAAGACAACAAGUAUUGACAGGAGAACCCUGAACAGGAAACUGCGUCUCUCACUGAAGGGUUACCUUAGGUUCACCAUAGCAAUUAAGCAGCAAAUAAAAACAUAAAUGCAUAAUCAAGUGGAAAAUAAGUUAUUUAAAAUAUUAAAUUACAAAUGUAAUUUGAGUAAGAAAAAUAAAUUCAGAGAAAGAGAAUGUAGUAAUAUCCUUCAUGUAGCAUAUUCCAUUAAACUUCAGGAACCAUACAUCAAAUUAAAGCAUAUAGAGCUGGCUACAGUAAUGUUAAUGAUAAUGUUAAUAAUAAUAAUGAUAAUGAUGAUAAUAAUUAUAAAAAAGACAAAAAUGAUACUAAUAGUUAUCAUAGCUUACCUACCAUUUUGUAAAAGAAUGCAAUUGUUGAGAUUUUGUUGACAUUUGGAUGCAAACAUCUGAGUAAGUCUUUAUAAUCUAGAACUCAAAACAAGUCAAUGAUAAUAUUUACACCACAUUAAUGAAUUGUUGAUGUGAAGGUAUCUGGGUGAUGCAAAGACUAGUGUUUUUGCAUUUGUUUCGUGUUUUUCUCCCUUGAUGUAGAUUACCAGUAAAAUAUCUUUUGUGAUAAAAGGUUUUUUGGUUUUGGUUUUGUCUUUUAUUUGUUAAAAUAAUUUUCUGGCAUUGAGAUCUUACUAUCUCUUGUUUUCAUUGUUGUUUUCAGGGAUUAUGUACAGAGAGCAUUUGAAAAGUGUGAAACAGAGGAUGAUAAAGAUCAAACCGAGCAGUUUCUGAAGAAUAUGUUAACAACAGCAUUUAAAGAUGGCACUGCCUGGGUAGUUGACUGGGACAAGGAGCCCUUACCCAGGUAAGGGCUGAGGGAAACAAAAGAAAAGAGAGUGAAAAUUAUGUCCCUUGAUGAGGUCAAACCCCCGUGGGAAUAAAUCUGCAAGCCUGGUUGUUCGGAAGUUGGAUUGCAUUAUCCAGUGGAUAAGUGUUAAGAAAACCAUUACUUUAUCCACUAGAUAGUGAAUUAUCUGGGGAUGAAAAACAUCAUCUACCUUUGGAACAAAAAAUGGGGGCCUGGAUAAUAAUUAUUUAUAGUCUAAAGCGGGGUCAAUUGAGUAUAUGAAGAGUGUGACAAUUAUAACAAACUCACAGAUGAUUGUGGAAAAUUUUAGACAUCAAGGACUCGCUCAUCAUGUUUUGUAUCCUCAGGUGGCUCAUAGUAGCCUUUAACAAAAUAAUGCGUGUGAAAGCCCACUUCAAACAAUUUUUCUGGUUUCAAUGAUCUUUUUCUGGGGUAAAAUUCUCAGCUCUAAGCAAGGAAGUUCGUUCUUAAAAUUUGCAGAACUUUUAGUUUAACGGGUUGUGGUUGUAAUUUUAAUUUCUUUACCCUGGUUAUAGCCUGAAAAGAUCCCCUCAUGAGGAGAAAAAACUGCCUAGAUGGCAUCCCUCACGAAGACGGUCCCCACCUUCCAAUAGAAGAAGAAAAGAAAGAAGCAGAAGUCUAUCUCGUUCCAGGAGUCGCAGUAGGAGUAGGAGCAGAAGUAGAAGUGUUAGUCCAGAAACUAAGCCAAGAUCAAAGGCAUUUGAUCCAAAAAGGCUUGGAAAGAAAUCACCGAAACCUAAAGGAAAGGGAGUAAAAGCCCAGAAAGGAAAAAAGAAAGGGUGAGCAGUUAAUGUCUAUAGCUGUCACUAGACUCACUGGCAAAUUCUCUACACCACAGUGCAUACAAAGCUGUACUUUUAUUCUAAUACUUGUGAUGGCUAGUAAUUUUGUAUAGGUAACUACCUGAAUUUGAGUGCAUUAAAUGGUUUGUGCUGCUUAUGGUAGCAAACAAAAAUUAAAAUGGCUUAUUUUUUUUCCAAAUUGGAUAUCACAUUAAUUUUGUUGUAUUCUUUAACAAAUAGUGAGUUACUGUAUAAAUAUUAGUGAACUUAUGCAAUAGGACGCGAGAGGAAAGAGAACGGCAAACUUUGUAUGACAAGCGUGACAAUAAUUUUGUUUGAAAAAACUUUCUGCCAAUCUUCAAACAGAUCUUUAAACAGAUCUUUUUUGUAAAACACUUGAAAACAUAAAUAUUAAUUGAAGAUCAUGACAAAACAUGCUAGUAAUAGCCCUGUCACAUUUGUGACACCCAAGCGUUUUGCUGUCCUCUUCUUUCUGCCAUCCUGGGCCGGGUUGUCCAAAGCUGGGUUAAGAUAACCCAGGGUUAGUGGGAAAUUUGAAUUCAGGUAUGAAAGCUUAAAAAAUAAAUUCACUUAAAUUCUUUUUGUCAACAAGUUGAUGAUCGGAUUUUUUCACAAUAACAGAGAAAAUUAGCUGAGAAAAUUGUUUUGAACAAAAGAAAAAGAAACCCGGGUGUAACUUAACCCUGGGUUAAGUGCUAAUCGGCCUUCGAACAACUGGGCCCUGUUGUGUAAACUCACUAAUAUUUCUUUCAUCAUACAAUCAGUCAAAACAAUUGGCCCUUUAAAAUGUUUCCAAAUGCCACUAAGUGGGUUUCUUUUAUUUCUAGACAACAAAUACUAUAUAAUGCAGCUGCUGAUCCAGAAGCACAACAAAAAAUCCAGAAACGCGCAGAACGGUUCAAGGCAUGUUUAAAUGCGCAACGUUCCACAACCCCAACUCUUCUGACCACGAUCCAGUCUAUGGUAGGGAUUCUAUUGUAAUGUGCUGUGAAUUCUAUUGCUAGAUUUGACAUGUGGUAGUUGCAGCGUGCAAAGAAAGUAGUGUCCGUUAGCCCAGGGCUAGCGGAUUUUGCUAACGGGCUAGUGAAAUCUGUUUUUAACUUGCCCGACGGGCAAGUGAUGUUCUUUGAGGAAUUCGAAUAACAGAAGAAUUGUGAAAUUUGACAAAAAGCUUUUGGGGCUAGUUGAAAUGACGUCUUGGCUAGUAAAUGCUAGCUUCAGCUUGCCUGAAUGGCAAGCUGUAAAAAUGAUUUUCUAUGCACUCUGAGUUGUGUUUUACUGCAAGGGCUACCAGGGUUGUCAUUAAGAGCCGGGGGCCGGGGAUUUUCCCUGGCUACUAAGAGAGUAGCCCCCGGCUACUUUUAUCGGAAAAUAGAAGAAAAAUAGAACCAAAAGAAAUCCCUAGCCAUUUGAUUCCCCGCCUACUUGUUGUAUUUACCCGGCAACUUGAAAUCUUAGUGACAGCCCUGGGCUACUGUCAAUGUUAGAAAUGGUGACUUUUUGUUAAUACAUGUAAUUGAAUUUAAUUUACAUUACAGUACAUUUCCCCUUUUUCUGCAUUGUUUUCUUGUGAUUGUUGUUUCUUUUGUUUAUGCUUAAUUCCUCUAAAUGCCAUAAGUUGGCAGUCCUGUUUGCUUUGAAUGGCUUACUGUGAUUUAGGGCUCAGCUGCUUAUUCGGUCAAAAGUCAAGUUUAAGUAGUUAUAUCUUUAGUAGUUUUAGGUCAUACAAGGCCAAGGCCUUCACUAUAGUAUUGAUAAUAGUUUUAGAGGCUUUCUCUUCUGUCCCAUUCACACCAAACCUGAAACAUAAUCAAUUAUUUAUUAAAUUGUAAAAGUUGUCUAUCAAUUCUGUCUAUAUAAUUAAUUAUGUUAACAUAAUUAAGGUAGAAAUCCUUUGUUGAGUUCAUACAAGUACGAGUUGUUAUUUCUUUGAUUGUUUGUGUCACAGAUUGUUUUUUUUUUUUUAAUUUUACUUUCUGUUAAAACUAUUGUUAGUAAGCAUGGAGGGAGUUAGCUAUAUCGGAAUGCUGUUAUGAUGCAAGAAAUAUUUUUUGUGCUUUUUCAAACUUAACUAACAGACAUUUGAAGAUGGUGAAGAAAUGGAUUGGAGUAAAUACCAUGUGGUUGGUACCUGUCAAGACCUUGAAAAGCCUUACCUCAGGCUUACUUCGGUAAGUUUGUUCUUUUAUUGUGAUUGUGAAAUGCAGGCCAAGUUUACUGGAUAAGAAAUAGUUUUAGUGGUUAGUGGUUACAAUGAUUUUAUCCCAAAUGAAGUUUUUGCUUUUGUUUGUUUAAUCGCAAAACUUUGUUGAACAUGCUCUCUCUUUCCCAGUCCUUGGGAAGAACAACUUAAUGACUUAAAAUGGGGCUUGGUGGUGCUUCAGUCAUCUAAACCUCUCAAAGAGUCUGUCAAAAUUUGAUGAUUAGUGAUUAUUAGUUCACUAACUACUUCUACAUUGAACCAUUGUUGUUACCCUUUAGUAUUCAGGUGGAAAUAAUUUAGUACUAUUUUUAAUUCUUAUUUUGAAUACUAAAAGGACAAUAUUGAAGUUUCUGAGGUAUUUUUGCAGGCACCUGAUCCAUCCACUGUUCGCCCUGUGGAAGUGCUCACUAAAUCUAUGGAACUUAUAAAAAACGACUGGAAGAAUAAACAGGACUAUGUUUAUGCAUGCGAGCAGCUCAAGUCUGUUCGUCAGGAUCUUACGGUAUAAGAGCUUUUCAUAGUUUUUUUCUUAAAUUCUACUUUGUCAUUUACCAGAAUGUUAUUUUGAAAAUUGUAGAGUUUUAGGGCACCGUAUGUACUGUAAAGCCAUUGUAGUUAUUCCCUUUGUUUUAUUCAUGCUGGUUCUAUUACAGCAUCAAAAAUACAUUUUAUUAGCCUGUUUACAGUAAUAUACAUGUACAUUAACUUGCCAUGUUUAUAUAAGUGACAAUAUUAUUUUUUUAUUAUUACUAUCAUCAGGUGCAAGGGAUCAGAGACUCAUUCACAGUUCAAGUCUAUGAGACUCAUGCUAGGAUAGCCUUGGAAAAGGUAUGCAGUUCACCUCAGUUUCAUGAAUUUAUGAUCAUGUAAACAAGCUCACUCUUAUUUUUAAGACUCGCAUAUUUCUUUAUAUUUAACUGAAGAUGCAUUUACUGUAGUUAUUAUGGGUGCUUACAUGUAAGUGCAGAAGAAAGAAGUAAACUAAGCCAAAAUUAAAAAAACUUGUUUGUCUUACAACUGUUUCAGAUAACACGCAACUUGCAUUGUCAAAGACGUUUCAGAAUUUUGGGUUUUCUUCAAUGUCAAUCAAACCAUUAUCAUAACAUCCAAUCCUUGCUUGUCGAAUAGAGGCAGCAAUAACGAGCAGAAGCUACAAAAUUAAAAUGUUUGCGGGAAUGUACUGAUUUGUUUUCACCCUCCCAUACCUGGGUUUCUUCCGGAUUUGGAAGCUCUAUAGGAACAAUUUCACCUUGGGAAUCUAAGCUUGCCAUGUUUCGGUAAGGAGGCAAAAAAACAUGAGAGCUAAAAUGUGAAAAGUUUAUUUUCCACAACAGAACAUCAAAGCACAAAUCCCCACGAUCGACAAGGCACAGAGCAGGAAGACCUACCAUGCUUUUCAAAAACAGGUGAACUCUGAAGUUCAAAGCAACGAACGCACACAAAACGGAUUGUAACCCACCUGUCCCAAAUCACAAACCAUGACCUUUUGAACCUGUGGAAGUAAAAUUCUGUUUCCUAAAAGGUCCGCUAGAAAGCACCGAACCCUCAGAUUUUGAUUGACGUCGCAGAAAACCUCAAAAUCCAAAGACAUUUUUGACAUGGCAGGUCAUGUGUUAUCCAAAACAGUUGUAAAUUAAAAUAAUUGGGAAAAGUUGCUAAGUUUAUUUCCGAGGGACAAAACAUUUUUUUGUCAUGGUUAUUGGUCUAAAAUGAAUUUGUUGUGAAAUUGUAAAGCAGUACUUUGUUUGGCAUUAAAUUUACUUGCCUUAUCACAGAUAUUUUGCUACCGAGUGACCUCUCUGUGUCUCCCAGAGAUUUCAUGCUUUCUGUAUUGAGGCAAUAUUUAGUUUGUAAGCUUAGAAAGGAUGAGACCAUGUUUACAGCAUGAGUUUCAAUAUUGUAGGGAGAUCGUGAAGAGUUCAACCAGUGUCAGACACAGCUGAAAGCCCUAUAUGCAGAGAAACUGCCGGGAAGCAUUCUUGAAUUCACUGCUUACAGACUACUCUACUAUAUACUGACAAGAAAUAACUUGGGUAUCCUUAUGUUAACUGUUGCAUAAAUCUUUUUCUUAUGUACAUGUACUGUUUGGGUUAUUCUGUAUUUGGUUUGAUGUUGUUUUUUUAUGUAUUCAGUGAGGCACAGGAUCAAAACACCAUUUGGUUACUUUGUUACUGUGGAAAAGUAAUAGUUAGACCUUACCUUGUGCACCCAUACCUUAUCACAACUUUUUUCCUGGCAUCUGGCCACGGUUGUUCAAACGUUGGAUAGUGCUAUCCACCAGAUAAAUCACUAAGCAGUAGAUAAGUAUUAGGGAAAACAUUUGCGUUAUCCAGUGGAUAGAUGGGGGGCGGGGGCGUGGAGCACUCAGUGGUUUAAUUCUACAGUCACUAUCUUUGAUUUUGAAGGUAGAAAUAGAUGGGUAGAGUAGUAAUUGCAAUCAGAAGGGUUGUCGUAAGGAGAAAAGUGAAAGUGAGCGAAGAAGGAGGGUUUAAGAGUUACCCCCUUCCCUUCCCCUUCACCCCUGUUAAGUUAGGCACCACAGCCUGAAGAAAUUCUACUGUUUGUGUACCCUGCAGAAACGGAUGUACUGCAGGAUAGUCAUUACAUAAUGUUUCUAACUUUAAGAAGUUAUUAUUUUGUAGGAGGGUUUUUAAAUAGCAGCCCGCAGAUCAACUAAAUGAGAUGCUGUGCAGGGUGUAAAGAAAGCCAAUUUUACAGCUUGCCUGAAUAGCAUAGUAGCAUGUACUAGCCUAAAAGUCAUUUCAACAAGCCCCCCACCCCCCCCCCCCCCCCAAAAAAAAACUGAUAAACACUACAUCGAUUACUGUUCUUCUCUAAUUAAAAUUCUCCAAAAGAAUUUCACUUUCCCAUUGGGCAAGUUAAGAACAGAAUUCACUAGCCCUAUAGCAAAAUCCACUUGUCCUGGGCUAUUGGACACUACUUUCUUUUCACCCUGCUAUGGUAACAUAAGCUGGUUGAUCUCACGACCCAACAUUUUGAUCGUAUCUUUUGUGUAGUAAAUUAUUGUUUUGUUAAUUGCACAAUAGUAGAAAAAUACAAUGUUCCUUAACUGUAAAACAGACCUGACCACUGCUUUAGCACAUUUGACAACAGAGGAGAAAGCUGACCCGGCUAUAAGACAUGCUUUAUUAAUACGUUCAGCUUGGGCUCUGUCUAAUUAUCACACUUUUUUCCAGCUGUAUUUGAGUGCACCCAACAUGUCAGGCUAUCUAUUAGAUCUCUUUGUCCAGCGUGAGAGGGUUCAAGCACUCAAGGCCAUGGUUAAAUCGUGGGUUGUUUUUGUUCUCUAUUUAUUGGGGCAUUUGAUGAUCUGU
Molecule: messenger RNA, 13558 nt
Organism: Porites lobata
Lineage: Eukaryota; Metazoa; Cnidaria; Anthozoa; Scleractinia; Poritidae
Source: the annotation of a GenBank genome assembly